AUGAAGAUAUCUCUAAAAAGUUAUACUAAUGCUUGGAUUCCUGAAUUGAGGCAUUACGCACCCGGAGUUCCAAUAAUCCUUGUUGGAACAAAGCUAGAUCUUCAUGAUGAUAAGCAGUUUUUAACGGACCAUCCCGGUGCAGUUCCAAUUACAACGGCUCAGGGAGAGGAGUUGAGGAAGCUAAUCGGUGCUCCUGCUUACAUUGAGUGUAGCUCAAAAACACAGCAGAAUGUGAAGGUUGUUUUGGAUGCAGCCAUUAGUGUGGUUCUGCAGCCACCAAAGCAAAAGAAGAAAAAGAAGCGAAAGGGUCAAAAGGGGUGCUCCAUAUUGUGAUUUUGGCCUCAAAAAAGUGAAAAAUCUAGCAUGAGGUGCUAAUUACCUUUCUAAAGUAUUUGAUAAAUUGCUCACUUUUGCUUUUUUCUGUCUCAUGAAAACAAGUUGUGUUGUGCUGAAUAUGAAAUAGACUGGAGGUGUUUGUAAGCUCAUAUGUAUAUUGUUGAGGGUAUUUUUGGUAUU
This is a messenger RNA of Helianthus annuus (common sunflower), 516 nucleotides long. Its product is annotated as rac-like GTP-binding protein ARAC3. Gene Ontology annotation, biological process: cortical cytoskeleton organization; establishment or maintenance of cell polarity; small GTPase-mediated signal transduction. The record is from RefSeq and is a predicted model, not a curated record. The coding region runs from base 1 to 333 and encodes 110 amino acids. Gene Ontology annotation, molecular function: GTPase activity; protein kinase binding; GTP binding. Gene Ontology annotation, cellular component: cytoskeleton; cell projection; cytoplasmic vesicle. Lineage: Eukaryota; Viridiplantae; Streptophyta; Magnoliopsida; Asterales; Asteraceae. The transcript has 6 exons.